AGAGCUUCAGCACAAGCUCCAGCUCUUCAACCUGAAUCAACAUAACCCAUAAACGCCCUACACACGCACCCCGAACAACCGUAAAUCAAAUACCGAGAAAAGGAAUAAGACAGAAAAAAGGAAAGGGAAAGAAAAAGAACGAAGCAGAGAAAGAAACAAUGGUCCUCGACACCUCAACCUACAACCUCGGGCUCCUGCGCAUCGACGGCCGGCGCUGGAACGAGCUGCGCCAGAUCCGCGCCCAGAUCCGCACCCAAGCCGCUGCCGACGGGUCCGCGUACUUCGAGCUGGGAAACACGAAGGUCAUGUGCGUGGUCUCGGGUCCCAACGAGGAAGGCAAGAAGCGAGGCGCCACGUCCGCGUCCGGCGCUGGAGGAGGAGGAGUAGGAGGAAACGCAGCGGAUAUCCUGGUCAGCGUCGAGGUGUGCGGGUUUAGCACUGUUGAUCGGAAGAAGCGCGCACGGGGGGAUAAACGCACCCAAGAACUCCAAUCCACCCUCGCCAACUCCCUCGCCGCAGUCCUGCACACACACCUCUUCCCACGGAGCACGAUAUCCCUAUCUCUCCACGUCCUAAGCCAAGACGGAUCCCUUCUAGCCUGUCUAAUCAACGCCGCGACCCUAGCACUCAUCGACGCGGGUGUGCCUAUGGACGACUUCCUAGUCGCGUGUUCGGCGGGCAGCACUUCGAGCCAUGCCGCAAACGACGAGCAGGCUGAUCCGCUAAUGGACUUGAACACGCAGGAAGAGCAGGAGUUGCCGUUUCUCACGAUAGCAACACUGGGGGAGACGGAUAAAGUAGCGGUUUUGGUGUGCGAGAGUAGAGUUCAGGUGAGUCGGUUGGAAGGGAUGAUGGUUACAGCGGCGGAUGGGUGUAGGAAUAUACGCAAGUAUCUUGAUGCGGUGGUGAAGGAGAAGGGGCGGAAGAUGGUUGCCGAGGGGGCCGUUGAGAAGGGGGUUAGUAUGGCUAUGGAUAUUGGUGCCUAAGUAAAAACAUAGAUCGGGCUUACGAGGGAGUUAUGGUUGGAAAUGGUUUAGGCACAG
This is a messenger RNA of Annulohypoxylon maeteangense, 1043 nucleotides long. Its product is annotated as ribosomal protein S5 domain 2-like protein. The transcript has 2 exons. Lineage: Eukaryota; Fungi; Ascomycota; Sordariomycetes; Xylariales; Hypoxylaceae. The coding region runs from base 159 to 986 and encodes 275 amino acids. The record is from RefSeq and is a predicted model, not a curated record. Gene Ontology annotation, biological process: poly(A)-dependent snoRNA 3'-end processing; U4 snRNA 3'-end processing; rRNA catabolic process. Gene Ontology annotation, cellular component: nuclear exosome (RNase complex); cytoplasmic exosome (RNase complex); nucleolus.